AUGGCAACAAAACAUAAUUCAGUAAGCAAACGCUUUAUGUUUCGUUCAUCGGAUAAAAAUAAUAAAGUUCAUCCGACACCAAAAAAUGAAGCUACACAUAAUAUGCCAUCAAAAACCUCACAAUCAAGAGCAGUACGGUCUCUAUCUCCAACGAAAAUUUCACCAACACCACGACAGACAAAUGACAACAAUGAUAGUCCACGUACAGAAACAGUACCCGUACGACGUGUCGUUCUCGUACGUAAUACAAGAAAUCCACAUAUGAAACAAGGACCAGUGGAUUUAAGUGAUUUCGAAAAAAAUGAUCCUAAAAAGAUUGUUCCAGCGGUUACUAAUGGACAUACAUCAAUUUAUCUCAUUCGACGUUCUAUUGUACCAGCAAAUCCAGUGGGUUAA
Messenger RNA from Rotaria socialis, 396 nucleotides. NCBI's taxonomy places the organism in Eukaryota, Metazoa, Rotifera, Eurotatoria, Philodinida, Philodinidae. The record is from the annotation of a GenBank genome assembly.